AUGACUCCUUCCAUUGUUUCCAAGACGGCUGCUUCCAACGGAACCACUGAUUCCAGCGUCGAUGCGUAUGACGAGACCACUGCUUCCACAGCUACGGAAAGCACAUCUACGAUUUGGAGAAAUCUCCUCCCCCUCCCUCCUCAGCCUUUCAAGAAGUCGAACGAAGAACAGUGCUCUGAGAAGGCCCUCGAUGGCACGGAGAACAGAGAUGAUGGCAAGACCAGAGACCAGAGCGAUCAAGUCAAAAAGACCGCCGUAGCAAGCGCUACCGCAAAGUCCGAAUCACCCAGAAAGGUACCACAGCCAUCACCUGUACUAGAGCAUGAGAUCAAGGAAGAGGUUCCAAUCACCAACGAUGAAGAUAUCGAUCAUCAAAUGCAACCAAGGGCCACUCAUGAGACGAUAGGGACGUUCAAGUCAGGCUACAGCGUACCACCGCAUAUGCGUCCUGACUUUCCGUCCUCAUUUGCUCGGCGUGCUGAGACCAUGAGUUCCAGAAUAAUACCGUCAAACAAUGUCCCUCGCUUCCACAACAACCUACGCUACAACAACACCCACCACGGCUCUCGCGGCGACAACAUCCCAUCCGAGCAAAUGGUCCGACUCAACGCGCAGAUCCUCAAAACGAGACAAGAGCUCGAUCAAGAGCGCACCAAGAAUGCCAACCUCCGCAAGACCAUCCAAGACGCCCAGCACGAGCAUCUCGAAGCUGCCUUCUCAAGCAUGCUCGCCACGCUCCUCCGCGAGCAAACCGAAGCCCUUGCCCUCCAAUCCCGUGCAGCCACCCACCAACGCUCCCUCGACAUGCGAGAGAAGAAAAUAUCCCAGCAAGAAGCCUUCCUCGCCGCCGGUCAAAAGCACCUCAUGACCAAGCUCGACCAGGACACUUCCACUUCCAUGUCCGCCGCCCACUACGCCCACCUCCACCAGCAAAUGGAACUCGACAAGCAAGCCCACAUCGCAGCCCUCGAGUCCCGCAUGGCUAUGGAGCGCCAAACCCUCACCCUCCACGCCGCCGCCCAGCACAAACGCGAGCAACAGUACAAGACCCUCGUCCGCCAGUCCAUCGAAGCCGAAAUCGCCGCAAACUACAUGUCCAACGCCGAAGCAGAGUCCCUAGCCGAGGUCCGUUUUCAGCGCGGUUUCGAUGCCGGCAAGGACGAGGGACGCAAAGAGCGGGCUAGGGAAGAGAAGGAAAGGGCGUAUCUCGAGGGCUACCGAGCUUGUUUCCAGGCACAGGCUGCACUGAGUUCUCUACGCAAGGGGGCUAGUGCUGAGGUACAGGGUCUUCUGGAUCUGAUGGGCGAGGAGAAUUUGUUUAGUGUGGGUCUUAGGGUUGGGAGGAUGGAAGCUGCUUCCAAGGUUGAGGUGAGCAGGGUGGCAAGCAAGGAAGAGGAGGAGAGCAGUGGAUACGGUACAAUGAUUUCAACGACUCUUUCGCCGCCGCCUUCGCCGGUACCGGUGCAAAGGAUGACUCUUGCAGCUGAGCUGAGAGGGUAUACGCCGUUGAUGCAUAACGGGGAGGUUGUGCUUGCCAACUAUGAUCCUGCUGGCGUUGGUGUUGCUUCGCCUGAGAAACAUGCAAAGAACGGUGCGAAGGAGCAUCAAGGAGCCGAUCUGAUCGAUCUCUUGUAG
Bipolaris victoriae FI3 is the source of this 1635-nucleotide messenger RNA. RefSeq lists its product as hypothetical. The transcript has 4 exons. Lineage: Eukaryota; Fungi; Ascomycota; Dothideomycetes; Pleosporales; Pleosporaceae. Bases 1 to 1635 code for a protein of 544 amino acids. The record is from RefSeq and is a predicted model, not a curated record.